Molecule: messenger RNA, 2463 nt
Organism: Mycena indigotica
Lineage: Eukaryota; Fungi; Basidiomycota; Agaricomycetes; Agaricales; Mycenaceae
Product: Clavaminate synthase-like protein
Exons: 10
Coding region: 1-2463 (820 amino acids)
Biological process (GO): regulation of transcription by RNA polymerase II
Cellular component (GO): chromatin; histone deacetylase complex
Molecular function (GO): histone H3K9 demethylase activity; chromatin DNA binding; transcription coregulator activity
Source: RefSeq, a predicted model, not a curated record
AUGGAACGACGGCCUCGUAGAGAGGGUAGUGUUUCGUCACUACACCACAUCCUCAACGACACAACCGAUGCCCCCUACCCACCACCUCCACAACGAACAAUCCUUCCCCCAAUCCAAACCCUUGAUUCACCCUCUCCACGUCUUAUGCCACCAGCUUCUGCAUCGACCUAUACUGUGUCUCCCUUUGCCCAGCCCCAUAGUCCGUCAAUGACCCCACUCGCUCAAGCUAGACGUCACGACUCCCAUGACUAUGGAUCACCUCCCGAGCCUAUUCCAUACCGACGGCGAGACUCCCCUCAGUUGCCACAUGCCCAGCUGCAGCUAGGGUCGCGUGCCUCUGUCCGCAACGUGCAGCGCCAAACUGCUUCUCCCGGCCCCUACUUGGAGGAUCAGCUCACACCAAUUAGCAUGCCACACAAGCGCCCUGCCGCCGAUUUAGAACACGCAGAUGAACCUCCUCGGUCGCGACAGAAAACCGGGGAGGAGAAGACCUCUUCAGCUUCAGGCAGGCGGACUGGAUAUACGGCCAAGAAGCGCGGCGAUGCAAACAUGGCUUUGCUGGGUGCGGAAACAAUGCCGAGGAAUAUGUAUAGAAUGGUUGCUCGUGCCAAAAGCGGCCACAGCGAAGCUCCGUUCGACAUUAUUGAAGUUCCCACCACGUCAAAUCUUCGACGUGAGAUGCAGACAAGCAGGUGUAUGUCCACACGCUUCAAGAACAAAGACAUUCCUCGUUGCAUCUCUUGCACUCGCCGUUGGGCAGGAGACACAUGUCGCUUUCAACACGUGCGAUCAAUAUUUUGGGACGAUCAUGGUCGUGUUCAAGGUUUUGCCUUUACUGAGCAACUUAGUCGCAAGCCAGCUAUGGUAUUUCCUGAACGCUGGAACAAGCCGCUUGAGAUGUCGCAUCUCAAAGAAGCCAAGAUCACAGCUGCGCAAGGGCUUCUACCCACUCUUCGUGAAGAAAUGGUGCAUAUUAGCCAUCCUGGUAUCAUCUACCGAGUUCGUGAAAGCGAAGUGAGGGCUACUUGCGACACAUGCUUGACAUCUAUAUUCUCAGGGUCGUGGAUGUGUCGGAGCUGUGGCCGCGAAGCUUGCUCUGACUGCUUUACACAAGUCAAGCGCCUGACUAGUGAUCAGCCACACGACAAAAAGGAGGCCGAUGAUAUAGACUACCUACAUCAACAAAAACAGCAUGCCUCACCGUGGUUCCUCAGCUGUGCGGCAAAGUCUGACCAUGGGGCGAGAAACUUUUCGCCGGUCACCCGAUUCCUGAAGAGCGAGCUCGAAGAAGCAAUCCAGCAAAUGGAAGACAUCCUCCCUUCUGUUACUUGCGAACCCAAGUGGGCCGGAAAGGCUCCGUUGCCCAAAACUUACAACGACGUGCCGCGCCAUGGCGGUUAUUGUCGUGGCGCCCCUUCACCAACGUCAAACGACUCGGAAGCGACGCUCGUCCCGAAUACGGAGCCGAUUCCUUCCUAUGAAAUCCAACGCUUCACCAGCGCCGAGCUCACCGAAGAGCAGUUCCGUAAUCUGUGGACUCUGGGGGAGCCCUUACUCGUCAAAGAUGUAGGCAAGAACCUGAAACACCCGUGGACGCCCGAGUUUUUGAAGGCCCACUUCGGUUCCCAGCCUUGCGUGACGAUCGAAUGUCAGACAGAGAAAACACGCAACACGACCGUCGGCGCGUUCUUCGAUGGAUUUGGGAAAUACGAUGACAGGCAGGAGGAAUGUUGGAAAAUCAAGGACUGGCCACCGACAAGCGAGUUCAAGGCUACCUGCCCAGACCUUUACGAAGACUUCUCGCAGGCGGUCCCAAUACCGAACUACGUUCGACGAGAUGGCGUUCGGAAUCUGGGCUCGCAUUUCCCGCUCAACACUAUCGCACCUGAUCUUGGCCCCAAGAUGUACAACGCCAAUGCGAAUCUGGACGACUCUGACGCUGUCAAAGGCUCCACGAGGCUGCACAUGGACAUGGCGGAUGCGCUGAAUAUAAUGACCUAUGCAUCACGUGAUCCUGAUGGGAAAGAGGGAUGUGCCGCUUGGGAUCUUUUCCGGGCUGAGGAUAGCGACAAGCUGCGAGAGUUUUUGGGGGCGUCGCUGGGGAAGAUCGACCAUCUCGGGCCGGACCCGAUCCACGGACAGCAGAUAUAUCUCACUGACAGCAUGCGACGCAAGUUGCACCAAGACUUUGGGGUCCAGAGUUACCGUGUUUACCAGCGGGCGGGAGAGGCCAUAUUCAUUCCGGCUGGCUGCGCCCACCAAGUUCGCAACUUGAGCGACUGCAUCAAGAUUGCGAUUGACUUUGUUUCGCCGGAGAACAUUGCGCGCUGUGAGAAGCUGACGCGGGAGUUCCGGCAGGUCAAUACUGCCAAGUGCUGGAAGGAGGAUGUGUUGCAACUGCGCACGAUGAUGUGGUUCGCGUGGUUGUCGUGUAAAAACCAAGAGUCGAUGCGGAGGGUUUGA